Messenger RNA from Dromaius novaehollandiae (emu), 1744 nucleotides. It is a transcript of the gene GAS8, whose product is annotated as growth arrest specific 8. Bases 148 to 1590 code for a protein of 480 amino acids. The transcript has 11 exons. Gene Ontology annotation, molecular function: small GTPase binding; microtubule binding. The record is from RefSeq and is a predicted model, not a curated record. NCBI's taxonomy places the organism in Eukaryota, Metazoa, Chordata, Aves, Casuariiformes, Dromaiidae. Gene Ontology annotation, biological process: flagellated sperm motility. Gene Ontology annotation, cellular component: Golgi apparatus; microtubule; motile cilium.
GGCUGCCAGGCCCCGCCGCCGUUGCUAGGGCGGGGCCUCGCGUUGCUAGGGGGCGUGUCCCCAGGCGCAAAGCCCCGCCCCGGCGCGCGGCUCUCGCGAGAGUUGCCCGCCCGUUGCCUGGAGACCGCGGCGCCGGCGGCCGCAGCCAUGGCGCCCAAAAAGAAAGGCGUCAAGAAAGGGAAGGCGGGCAGAGCUCCGGUGGUGGCGAAUGGCUUGGCCCCCGGGGACAUGAGCAAGGAGCAGCUGGAAGAACAUGUUGUGCGGCUCCGGGAGGAGCUGGACCGGGAACGGCAAGAGCGCAACUAUUUCCAGCUGGAGCGCGACAAGAUUCACACCUUCUGGGAGAUCACCCGCCGGCAGCUGGAGGAGAAGAGAGCAGAACUGCGGAACAAGGACCGGGAGAUGGAGGAGGCAGAGGAGCGACAUCAAGUGGAGAUCAAGGUUUACAAGCAGAAGGUGAAGCACCUGCUGUACGAGCACCAGGAGAACCUCACCGAGCUGAAGGCAGAGGGCACCCUGUCCAUGAAGCGGGCCCAGAAGGAUCACUGGGCUCAGGAGAUGGAGCUGCGUAAAGACGUGCGCUCCCUGAAAGUGGAGCUCAAGGAGCAGGAGCUGGCCAACGAGGUGGUGGUGAAAAACCUGCGCCUGAAACAAGAGGAGGAGAUCACACAGCUGUGCAGCGACUUUGAGAGACAAGUGAAAGAGAUUGAAGCCAAGUACAACAAGAAGAUGCACGUGCUGCGGGACGAGCUCGAUUUGCGCAGGAAGACGGAAAUCCACGAGGUUGAGGAGAGGAAGAACAGCCAGAUCAGCGUGCUGAUGAAGAACCACGAGAAGGCCUUCAGUGACAUCAAGAACUACUACAAUGAUGUCACCCUCAAUAACCUGGCACUCAUCAACACGCUCAAGGAGCAGACGGAGGAGAUGAAGAAGAAAGAGAAUCACUUGGAAAAGGAGAUGGCAGACAUGCUGCUGCAGAACAAGCAACUGACGGAGCGCCUGCAGCGGGCCCAGGAGCAGGUGUCUGAGCUGCAGAAGAAGUUGGCCCACUACGAGAAAGACAAGGAGGCUCUGACGAACACGAAAGCCCACCUGAAAGUCUCCCAGAAGGAACUGAGAGAUCUUCAGUGGGAACAUGAAGUGCUGGAACAGAGGUUCAGUAAGGUGCAGGCAGAGCGAGACGAGCUCUACCAGAAGUUCACCAAAGCCAUUACUGAGGUGCAGCAGAAGACCGGAUUCAAGAACCUGCUCCUGGAGCGCAAGCUGAAAGGGCUCUUCAGCAUCCUGGAGAAGAGGGAGGUGGAGCUCAACGAGGUCCUCGCAGCCUCCAACCUCGACCCGAGCGCCCUCUCCUUGGUCUCACGCAAGCUGGAGGACGUGCUCGAUUCCAAGAACACCACCAUCAAGGACCUGCAGUUCGAGCUGGCGCGAGUCUGCAAGGCGCACAACGACCUGCUGCAGACGUUCACGGCAAAGCUGACGGCCUUUGGCAUCCCUCCGGACAGCCUGGGCUUCAAGCCGCUGGAGCUGCCUGCGCUGGGGCAGACGGUGGGGCAGGGCCCCGCGGGACUCGUGGCUGCGCCCACGUGACGCCCGCGAGCACACGUGUGUGCGUCGUCUCCGGUCAGGCGCCCUGCGAGCGCGGGGGGCCCUGGGCUGCGGGGGCCCGCGGUGCUGGGCAGGCAGCAGGGCUGGGCUCUGCCUGUUCGUGCUCUGCGCCAUUAAACAGCCCCCAGCAAGUCUU